AUGGAUAUAAACGAGCUCGGGUUAUGUAGAUUACAUGAAGAAGGUGAAGGUCAUGUGACACAAGGAAUUGAUAGCCAACAAGUUGAAGAUAUGCAUGAAUUGACAACCGAAGAUGAUCAAGAAAUGGCAAUGAGUCCACAAUCUCAAGAUGAGCAGGGAGGAUCUGCAGUAAUUACAAGGGUUGAUUGUUCCAAUCAUUUGAGGGGAGUCCGAAGCAACAAUAUUGGGAAAGAAUGCAUGGCUAUUGUUCAAAUUUUCAAGGAAAAAAAACUCAAUGACGAUUUUUUCUUCUUUGAUGUGGAGCUUGAUGAGUUUGGUCAAACUAGAUGUGUCUUUUGGGCAGAUGGAAGAUCUAGAAUGGCAUAUUCAGAAUUUGGAGAUGUUGUCGUUUUUGACACUACUUAUAAAACCAAUAGAUUUGGUUUCCCUUUUGCUCCUUUUGUUGGUGUCAACCAUCACAUGCAAUCAAUUUUAUUUGGUUGUGCUCUAAUCGCAGAUGAAAAAGAAGAAAGUUUUUUAUGGGUAUUCCAAACAUGGUUGAGAUGUAUGCUAGGGAAACAUCCAAAAACCAUAAUUACAGAUCAAGACUUGGCUAUGGGGAAGGCCAUUGCAAAAGUGUUUCCAAAUUCUGGCCAUCGACUUUGCUCGUGGCACAUUGGAAGAAAUUCAAUGAAGUAUUUAGUAGAUUUGAAGAGUAAAGAGGGCUUCAUGAUGGACUACAACAAUUGGUUGCAUCGUAGUGAAUCAAUUGAAGCAUUUGAAAAUAGAUGGGGUGAACUUCAAGCAACAUACAACAUUGAUGAUAAACAUUGGUUGAGUAAGAUGUAUAACAUUCGACACAAAUGGGUGUUUUUAUAUUGGCAAGAUAUAUUUACAGCUGGAAUGACUUCUACACAACGUAGCGAAAGUAUCAACUCAUUUUUUGAUGGCUUUGUUAAUGCACAAACUCCAUUGGAUGAGUUUGUUAUGCAGUAUGAUAAGGCUUUGGUUGCUCGACGAAAUGAUGAAGAAAAUGAAGACUUCAAAACGUUGGACUCGAUAGCUAAUUAUUACACAAGUCAUCCAAUUGAGAAGCAUGCAGGAGAAGUGUAUACAAGAGCUGUGUUUAAUAUCUUUCAAGUAGAAUUGCGAGAAAGUGAUAGUAUGCUUGCCGAACGUAUUCGAGAUGGGUCUGAAAAUGCAAAAUAUAUAAUUUGUAAUCAAACUGUUGUGUUUAGCAAAGAUUGUAGUGAAGAUGGGGAGCCUUCGGCAACAUGCUCUUGUAAGAAGUUUGAGAUAGAAGGUGUGUUGUGUCGCCAUAUAUUGAAAAUAUUUAAAAAAAAAGAGGUUGCAAAGAUUCCCAAAAGAUAUAUUCUACGUCGUUGGACUAUAGAUGCAAGAUAUAGAUCAAGUGUUAUGAUGGUUGAGACAUGCAACAAUGUCUUCACACCCUUGAUGAAGUGGAAUGCACAAAAUAUGUGUUUUCGUAUCGCACAAUCUAUAUCAUCCCUAGAGAUGUAUGAGAAAAUUAUGCCAAAGCUUAAAGACAUUUUUGAAAUUCUUGGUGAAAUGUCUAGUGCCCCAGAACAUAGAUCGUGCACCGGGCAAAAUGAGGAAAAUCAAGAGAUUAUUGGUUCCUCUUCUUGCCUUGCCUUCUCAAGUGAAGAUAAUGUUUGUGGGUCAAACGUUAGUAUUCUUGAUCCAAAACCUAUCAAGACCAAAGGUCGACCAAGAGUGAAUACGAGGAUUGAGUCCGGCAUCGACCUUCAAUUAUCAGCCAAGAGAAAAAGAACUUGUAGUAGAUGUGGAGGAAAGGGUCAUUACAUGACUACUUGCACAUUUAAUCCAUCUUGA
This is a messenger RNA of Dioscorea cayenensis subsp. rotundata (Guinea yam), 1833 nucleotides long. Its product is annotated as protein FAR1-RELATED SEQUENCE 5-like. Gene Ontology annotation, biological process: regulation of DNA-templated transcription. NCBI's taxonomy places the organism in Eukaryota, Viridiplantae, Streptophyta, Magnoliopsida, Dioscoreales, Dioscoreaceae. The transcript has 3 exons. Bases 1 to 1833 code for a protein of 610 amino acids. The record is from RefSeq and is a predicted model, not a curated record. Gene Ontology annotation, molecular function: zinc ion binding.